AUGACAGUGAUGAAACCAAAGAGCCAAGCUGCCGCUUAUGCAUCAUGUUUUCUUGUCAUGAGCUUGUUGUGUGGCUGCAUUAGUGGCGACCAAACGGAGAAUAGUUUUGAAGGCUUAUCUUACAACUACUACGAGAAAACAUGUCCAAAAGUCGAAGAGAUCGUGAGAUCUUCACUUUCACCAAUGUUUGUACUUGAUCCUACUUCUCCCGCAGCUUUGCUUAGGCUUAUGUUUCACGACUGCCAAGUUCAGGGUUGUGACGCAUCGAUCCUAAUCGAGCCAAGUGGGGACCAACACCAACAGUUCACGGAGCUUGACUCAGCCAAGAACUUCGGAAUCAGAAAGAGGGAACUCAUUGGCGAAAUCAAAACCUCGCUGGAGACCGAGUGUCCCAAACAAGUCUCUUGCUCUGACAUCAUCAUCCUCGCCGCUAGAGACGCCGUCGCUCUCACGGGUGGCCCACUCAUCGCCGUGCCCUUAGGAAGAAAAGACUCUCUCUCCACUCCUAGCAAACACGUGGCAGACUCUGAGCUCCCUCCCUCCACUGCUGACGUCGACUCUAUCUUAAGUCUCUUUGCUGGCAAAGCCAUGACCGUCGAAGAGUCCGUCGCCAUUAUGGGUGCACACACAUUAGGAGUUACACACUGCAAUAACGUAUUAUCACGUUUCGAAAACGAAAACGCGACAAGCGCGAACAUGGAUCCACGUUUCCAAACGUUUUUGCGAGUUGUAUGCCCAGAGUUUUCUCCAUCCUCCAAAACUGCGGAAGCCACGUUUGUUCCCAACGACCAGACUUCGGUGAUCUUCGACACAGCUUAUUACGAUGAUGCCAUUGCUGGACGUGGCAACCUCAGAAUCGAUUCGGAGAUUGGAGCCGACCCACGCACACGCCAGUUUGUGGAAGCGUUUGCGGCUGAUCAGGACCGUUUCUUUAACGCAUUUGCUUCCGCGUUUGUAAAAUUGUCGUCUUACAAGGUGUUAACUGGGGAUAAUGGAGUGGUUAGAAGCGUGUGUGACAAGGUAGAUUGA
Messenger RNA from Microthlaspi erraticum, 1029 nucleotides. The record is from the annotation of a GenBank genome assembly. NCBI's taxonomy places the organism in Eukaryota, Viridiplantae, Streptophyta, Magnoliopsida, Brassicales, Brassicaceae.